AUGUCGACCGAUAAGAUCACCUUUUUGACCAAUUGGCACGCAACCCCGUACCACGCACCUCUUUAUCUUGCUCAAAGCAAGGGUUACUUCAAGGAUGAGAGACUUAAGGUUGCCUUGCUAGAACCUAAUGACCCUUCGGAUGUGACCGAGAUCAUUGGCAGCGGCAAGGUUGACAUGGGUUUCAAAGCCAUGAUCCACACGUUGGCUGCCAAAGCCCGUAACUUCCCGGUUACCUCCUUCGGUUCCCUUCUGGACGAGCCGUUUACUGGAGUUGUCUACCUCAAGGACAGCGGUAUUACCACCGACUUCAAGACCCUCAAGGGCAAACGUAUUGGUUACGUUGGAGAGUUUGGCAAAAUCCAAAUCGAUGAGCUUACCAAGUACUACGGUAUGACUCCCGAUGACUACACUGCUGUGCGCUGCGGCAUGAACGUCACCAAGGCCAUUAUCGAGGGCAAUAUCGAUGCUGGUAUUGGUCUCGAGAACGUCCAGAUGGUCGAGCUAGAGGAAUGGCUGGCAGCUCAGGGCCGUCCCCGUGACGAUGUCCAGAUGCUUCGUAUCGACCAGCUCGCCGAACUCGGCUGCUGCUGCUUCUGCUCGAUUCUUUACAUUGCCAAUGACAGCUUCCUCGCUGCCAACGGCGACAAAGUGAUGAAGUUCUUGCGCGCUAUCAAGCGGGCUACUGACUUUGUCAUUGCUGAGCCCAAGAAGGCUUACGAGGAAUAUGUUGACUUCAAGCCUAUCAUGGGUACUGAGGUCAACCGCAAGAUCUUCGAGCGGUCUUAUGCUUAUUUCAGCCGUGACCUGAAGAACGUUCCUCGCGACUGGCAAAAGGUCACCAACUAUGGAAAGCGGUUGGGAAUCUUGGACGCAUCUUUCCAGCCCAACUACACCAAUGAGUUGCUCACCUGGGAUCUCGAUGCGGAUUCCACCGACCCAAUCGGUGACCAACAGCGGAUGGCUGAACUUCAAAAGAAGGUUGCUACCGAGGGUGGUUUCCAGCGUCUCGAGAUUGCCGCUUAG
Talaromyces marneffei is the source of this 1023-nucleotide messenger RNA. RefSeq lists its product as uncharacterized. Gene Ontology annotation, biological process: thiamine biosynthetic process. Lineage: Eukaryota; Fungi; Ascomycota; Eurotiomycetes; Eurotiales; Trichocomaceae. The transcript is spliced from 4 exons. The coding region runs from base 1 to 1023 and encodes 340 amino acids. The record is from RefSeq and is a predicted model, not a curated record.